Messenger RNA from Heterostelium album PN500, 657 nucleotides. It is a transcript of the gene ucr, whose product is annotated as cytochrome b-c1 complex subunit Rieske. The transcript has 2 exons. The coding region runs from base 1 to 657 and encodes 218 amino acids. Gene Ontology annotation, biological process: mitochondrial electron transport, ubiquinol to cytochrome c. The record is from RefSeq and is a predicted model, not a curated record. Gene Ontology annotation, molecular function: quinol-cytochrome-c reductase activity; 2 iron, 2 sulfur cluster binding. Gene Ontology annotation, cellular component: membrane. NCBI's taxonomy places the organism in Eukaryota, Evosea, Eumycetozoa, Acytosteliales, Acytosteliaceae.
AUGUUCUCUAGAUUCGUCACAAAGGUUGCCCCAAGAUGCAACUCAAUUAGAAACUAUGCAUCACAAUCAUCAUUCAUGGUUAACAAUACAACAACCUUCCCAAGUCAACAUUUCGAUAAAUAUAGAACUGAACCAUCGACUGUUGAUCCAGAGGGACGUGGAUAUACAUAUAUGGUAGUUGGUGGUGCUGCUACCGGUCUUGCAGCGAUGGCCAAGAAUACCGUUGUCUCUGCACUCUCGACAAUGGCACCAGGUCAAGAUAUUCUUGCGUUGUCAUCGAUUGAGAUCGAUCUCUCUUCAAUUCCAGAGGCGACCGCCGUCACCUUGAAGUGGCGUGGUAAGCCAUUGUUCAUCAGACAUCGUUCGUCCGAAGAGAUCGAAUCCUCAAAGGAGGUUGAUGUCACCUCACUCCCAGACCCAGAGGCUGACGACAAGCGUGCCAAGGUACCAGAGUGGGUCGUUCUCGUCGGUGUCUGCACACAUUUGGGUUGCAUUCCAAUUGCUGGUGGUGGUGAUUUCGGUGGUUGGUACUGCCCAUGCCACGGUUCUCACUAUGACAACGCCGGUCGUAUUCGUAAGGGUCCAGCUCCCCAAAAUCUUAUCAUCCCACCAUAUAAAUUCUUGAGUUCAGAGCACAUCAUUGUCGGUGAUGAAUAA